AUGUCCAACGACGACAGCCUCAUGCCGACACUCCAGUACCUGACCGAUGCAGCGUACCUCACCAUGACCCGGUCGCCCACCGUCUCGGCCCGCCUCAUGCGCCAGCGCAGCAACCUCCUGUUCCAGAACGACUUGAGCCCAUCCCCGGUGCAGCGCCAGCUCUCAUGCGGAGCCUGCGGGACCAUCCUCAUCCCCGGGAUGGGCAGCACUACCGUCAAGCUCGAGCCUCGUCGCACCCACGCUCGUCGCACCCACGCUCGUCGCACCCACGCUCGUCGUAUCCAGAGUGGCAGCAGCAGCAGCAGCAGCAGCAGCAGUGGCGGUGACGCUAAAAACAGCGACAGCAACACCAAGACCAACAGCAAGCCAAGCUCAAGUUCAACGAGAUCCUGCGGUGUUGCGGCCACAAAAAGGGGCACCGACAAGGCCAUCCGCUGCAGUCGAUGCAGAAAGACGACCCGUAUUGACCUCGGAGCUCCGCCGCCGGCAUCCCGCCCGAAGAAGACCAAGGUCGGCGGCGGCAAGCCUGCUGCUGCUGCUGCCGCUGCAAAGGGCACCGCCUCUGCUUCGCCUCUUCCAGAGAACAAGUCGGCAAACGCUAGCAGCAAGAAGCGUGCAAAGAACCGGAGAGCUGGACUGCAGGCUCUUCUUGCCGGUCAUCAGCAGCAGAAGAAUAGCAGUCCGCUCAGUCUGGGGAGCUUUCUGAAGAGAUGA
Geosmithia morbida is the source of this 714-nucleotide messenger RNA. RefSeq names its product RNAse P Rpr2/Rpp21/SNM1 subunit domain. Bases 1 to 714 code for a protein of 237 amino acids. The transcript has a single exon. The record is from RefSeq and is a predicted model, not a curated record. NCBI's taxonomy places the organism in Eukaryota, Fungi, Ascomycota, Sordariomycetes, Hypocreales, Bionectriaceae. Gene Ontology annotation, biological process: RNA processing.